AUGACAUCUCGAAGGUGGUUUCACCCAAACAUCACAGGUGUAGAGGCUGAGAACCUCCUUCUGACGAGAGGGGUUGAUGGGAGCUUUUUAGCCAGACCGAGUAAAAGUAACCCAGGUGAUUUCACUCUCUCUGUAAGGCGAAAUGGGGCCGUCACACAUAUUAAAAUUCAGAAUACUGGGGAUUAUUAUGACCUUUAUGGUGGUGAGAAAUUUGCUACAUUGGCUGAGCUUGUUCAAUACUAUAUGGAACACCAUGGUCAACUAAAAGAAAAAAACGGCGACGUUAUUGAACUCAAAUAUCCACUUAAUUGCGCUGAUCCAACAUCUGAAAGGUGGUUCCAUGGACAUCUCUCUGGCCGAGAGGCUGAAAAGCUUCUUACUGAGAAGGGAAAGAAUGGAAGCUUUCUGGUGCGGGAGAGUCAAAGCCAUCCGGGAGACUUUGUCUUGUCAGUGCGAACUGGAGAUGACAAGACGGACACCAGUGACAGCAGCAAACCCAAAGUCACUCAUGUCAUGAUCCGCUGCCAGCAAGACCUAAAGUAUGAUGUUGGAGGAGGUGAGAAGUUUGAUUCUCUUACAGACCUGGUAGAGCACUACAAGAAGAACCCCAUGGUGGAAACUUUGGGCACAGUGUUGCAACUUAAACAGCCUCUAAACACAACCCGUAUUAAUGCAGCAGAAAUUGAAAGUCGUGUUAAAGAGCUCAGCAAAUUAGCAGAGGCGACUGACAAAGUUAAACAAGGCUUUUGGGAAGAAUUUGAGACUUUGCAACAGCAGGAGUGCAAACUGCUUUACAGUCGGAAAGAGGGUCAGAGACCAGAAAAUAAAAACAAGAAUAGAUACAAGAACAUUCUGCCUUUUGACCACACACGGGUGGUACUUAAUGAUGGAGACUCGAAUGAGCCAGGCUCCGACUACAUCAAUGCCAAUAUUAUUAUGCCAGAGCUGGAUGCAAAGAGUACCACCACUAAAAUGAAAAAGUGCUACAUUGCCACGCAGGGCUGCUUGCAAAACACCAUUAGUGACUUUUGGAGAAUGGUGUUUCAAGAAAACUCUCGUGUUAUUGUUAUGACCACAAAAGAAGUAGAACGAGGAAAAAGUAAAUGUGUGAAAUACUGGCCCGAAAUGUCUGCUCUGAAGGAAUACGGCGCCAUGCGCGUUCGUAACGUUAGAGAAACCGCGGCACAUGACUACAUUUUGAGAGAACUCAAACUCUCCAAAGUUGGACAGGGCAACACGGAGCGGACCGUUUGGCAGUAUCACUUCAGGGCCUGGCCUGAUCAUGGAGUCCCCACUGACCCUGGUGGUGUUUUGGACUUCCUGGAGGAGGUUAACCUGAAACAGGAGAGCAUCAUGGAUGCUGGUCCUAUAGCUGUGCACUGCAGUGCAGGGAUUGGGAGAACGGGGACAUUUAUUGUGAUCGACAUACUUAUAGAUGUCAUCAGAGAAAAGGGUGUAGAUUGUGAUAUUGAUGUUCCAAAAACCAUCCAAAUGGUUCGCUCACAGCGUUCAGGGAUGGUCCAGACUGAAGCUCAAUACAGGUUCAUUUAUAUGGCUGUACAACACUACAUAGAAACACUGCAGAGACGCAUAGAGGAAGAACAGAAAAGUAAGAUUAAAGGGCGAGAGUACACAAACAUUAAGUACUCUUUGUCUGAUCUCUCUGGGGGAGAACAGAGCCCUUUACCGCCUUGCACUCCUAUCCCAACACCCACUUGCACAGAAAUGAGAGAGGAAAGUUCCAGAGUUGGACGCUCUUUUAAUUCCAGGAUCCUGAUUGCAGUUUUUGCCAGCCAACCUUGA
This is a messenger RNA of Knipowitschia caucasica, 1803 nucleotides long. The record is from the annotation of a GenBank genome assembly. Lineage: Eukaryota; Metazoa; Chordata; Actinopteri; Gobiiformes; Gobiidae.